Molecule: messenger RNA, 1023 nt
Organism: Aspergillus oryzae RIB40
Lineage: Eukaryota; Fungi; Ascomycota; Eurotiomycetes; Eurotiales; Aspergillaceae
Product: PP2C family serine/threonine-protein phosphatase
Exons: 6
Coding region: 1-1023 (340 amino acids)
Biological process (GO): protein dephosphorylation
Molecular function (GO): protein serine/threonine phosphatase activity; cation binding
Source: RefSeq, a predicted model, not a curated record
AUGGGUCAGACUUUGUCAGAACCAGUAGUCGAUAAGACUUCGUCCGAGGGCGAAGAUGAUUGCUGCAUCUACGGCGUCUCAGCCAUGCAGGGCUGGCGAAUCAGCAUGGAGGAUGCUCAUGCUGCCGUCCUAGACCUCCACGCGAAAUAUACGAGUCCAGAAGAGACAUCAACGGAUCCUGCCAAACGCCUAGCUUUCUUUGGAGUAUACGAUGGACACGGCGGAGACAAAGUCGCACUGUUUGCUGGAGAAAAUGUGCACAAGAUCGUCGCAAAACAGGAUUCAUUCGCAAAGGGCGACAUUGAACAGGCCCUGAAAGAUGGUUUCUUAGCUACCGAUCGGGCUAUCUUAGAAGACCCGAAAUACGAAGAGGAAGUCUCCGGCUGCACAGCAGCUGUCAGUGUAAUCUCAAAACAUAAGAUCUGGGUGGCCAAUGCGGGUGAUUCUCGCUCUGUGCUUGGAGUCAAGGGCCGCGCAAAGCCUCUCUCUUUUGAUCAUAAACCCCAGAAUGAAGGCGAGAAGGCUCGUAUCAGUGCCGCAGGUGGCUUUGUCGAUUUCGGCCGUGUGAACGGAAACCUGGCCCUGUCACGAGCCAUUGGUGAUUUCGAGUUCAAGAAAAGCCCCGAGCUUGCGCCCGAACAGCAGAUCGUGACCGCUUAUCCGGAUGUGACAGUCCAUGAGCUCAGUGAUGACGAUGAAUUCCUUGUCAUAGCCUGUGACGGUAUCUGGGACUGCCAGUCUUCCCAGGCUGUGGUUGAGUUUGUCCGCCGCGGUAUCGCCGCGAAGCAAGAACUUUACCGGAUUUGUGAGAACAUGAUGGACAACUGCUUGGCUUCAAACAGCGAAACUGGUGGGGUUGGAUGUGACAACAUGACUAUGAUAAUCAUUGGCCUCCUGAACGGCAGGACUAAAGAGGAGUGGUAUAAUCAGAUAGCUGAGCGGGUGGCCAAAGGCGACGGCCCUUGCGCUCCUCCCGAAUACGGCAAGUCUCUUGAGGAUUCUACGGCCUCCAACCCCUACUGA